GCAUCGUAGCGUAUGGAUCCCAGGAAGAUUACGCCCUGAACUGACCCAUCCUUAUCGUUGGCCACCAGUUCAACGCACACCAUCUCAAUUUCACCCGACUCCCUGCGCCACAUGGUGGGCAAUUCACAGACGCCCAUCGACGUGCUGCACAUCGAGAAUGGCAACGAGCCGGAGCACGCUCGGUUCAGAAAGAUCAGCGCCUAUGUCGACGCCCAGGGCGGGCCUGAUGAUCGGGCCAGCCAGUUGGCUGGCAAUGCCAACAGACUGGCCCUAUUAUCGAGCGACUUCGUCCAGGUCAAUAACGCUAAAAAUCUGAUCCAGCAAAUGCAGAGCGAGUUUCGGCAACUGGGCGAGGAUGCCGGCGCCUCAAUCCGUACCCUGUUCAUCAGAAGACCUGAAGAGCAGGGUACAGCAAGGGAAUUGGAUCCGGAGCCAGUGCAACAGCUUCAGCAGCAGGAGCAGCAUCAGUUGAAGGCCAGCUCCCCCUUGACACCCUCAGCAUCAGCGGAUUCCGACGAGCUAAGCAGUCUCGAUGGUUAUCCCAUGUCCUCGUCCCACUCGUCUCGUCGCGGCGCUAGCUCCAAGCUAAGCUGCGACUCUGCCUAUGGCAGCACCAACUCCCCCUACAGCCUGUCGCGCCAGCGGUCCGGCGACCUACAACCGGGUACACCACGCAACCAGAAUCUGCUGCGUCCGCACACGGCCAGUGCCAAGCUGCCGAGCGCCAUGACUGAUGUCUCGACCCAGGCGCACACUGCCUAUGGCACUCUCAAGGCACGUCAGAGGCUUUAUGGCGGCGGCGGCGGCGGCGCUAUCAAUAGCAUUGGCAAUGGCAAUACCGACGGAGCAGAAUCCUCCAGUGGAUCGGAGCACUCUCUGACAAUGUCCACGCAGCAGCCGCAGGAACAACAGAAGCACAAUAGACCAGACAGCAACUACAACUACCAGCAGCAGCAACAGCAGGUGCAAUCCCAGCCAGUAUAUAACAACAACAACAACAUUGGGCAGGCGUCGCUGACUCCAACCACAUCGCAGCAUUCCCUGCUGAGCUGUAACUCCGCGUCCAGCCUAAGUUCGAGUAUGAAGAUGUCCAAGUUCUGCCACGAGUGUGGCGGCAGGGUCAUCAUCGAGCACGCCAAGUUCUGCAUGGAGUGCGGCGUGCGGCGAAUGAUAUUCUAAUCUCGGGUCUUAACCCCACGUAGAUAUUGUUGUACCCCAUCCCCCACUCACAAAAUCACAUCGCUACACACUCACCCUGAUGAUGGAUGCUGGUGACGAAGAGCGUCGCCUCCUGGGGUCGGGGUCUUUUAUAAGUGUAUACCAAAUGUAGUUACUCACACGCAAUCGAGGCAGCUAAGGAGAGCGUUUGAUAUGUCCUACACACAGAACAAUAAUAAUAUUUAAUAUAUAUAUUUUAUUAUAAACCAAAAAUGCGAACACAAAUUUUUAUAUCGAACGAACGGAGACAGUCAUUGCAGAAGAAGUUCAUUAAAUUGAGGUUUCUCUAAUUAACUUUGCAUUUCUCGUUAAGUGCACAUUUCUCUGACUCAAAAUAAAUGUAAACCAUUAAGCACUUUAAAAAAGUAAAAUUGUUGAUUAACAAAGACUGAACGAAUUUAUACGAUAGGCGAUGGACAAAAAAAUUAAAUGAAUGACAGGCUCCUCCGCAAGCAAGAUCGUAACUAUUUUUAAACAUUUUUCGAAAACUAACGCAGCAACUCCAUUGUAUUGUAUUCUUUAUAAUCUGAUUACUAAUUAUAUAGAGACACUGCUUAAAUAUAUAUACUCUAAAUGAUAAUGCUUA
Molecule: messenger RNA, 1804 nt
Organism: Drosophila miranda
Lineage: Eukaryota; Metazoa; Arthropoda; Insecta; Diptera; Drosophilidae
Product: probable serine/threonine-protein kinase DDB_G0290621
Exons: 2
Coding region: 112-1179 (355 amino acids)
Source: RefSeq, a predicted model, not a curated record